Messenger RNA from Trichosurus vulpecula (common brushtail), 5562 nucleotides. RefSeq names its product transcription factor 24 (gene TCF24). Bases 344 to 847 code for a protein of 167 amino acids. NCBI's taxonomy places the organism in Eukaryota, Metazoa, Chordata, Mammalia, Diprotodontia, Phalangeridae. Gene Ontology annotation, biological process: developmental process; regulation of transcription by RNA polymerase II. Gene Ontology annotation, molecular function: RNA polymerase II transcription regulatory region sequence-specific DNA binding; protein dimerization activity; DNA-binding transcription factor activity, RNA polymerase II-specific. The transcript is spliced from 3 exons. The record is from RefSeq and is a predicted model, not a curated record.
GGGCGGCAACCCUGAGAAGGGGACCCUCAGGUAGUUAGUUGCGGAUUUCCCAGUCCUUUGCAACUGUAGGCGGAUGGAGAGAGACCUCGCAAACAAACCAGACCAUCAGUAAUUAAUAAAAAGGCGCUUCGGCGACCAGACCCGAGGCUCCAGCAGAAAGAACUGCAAUGUGAGGAGCCAGCAGACUGACCCGGCCCUCGAAGAGUACACCCGACCUAGGACAGACAGGCAGCUCCCAAGCUGUGCCCUCUCCUUCAGGGGAAGCCUCGCUCCCGACGGCUCCAGGAAGAAAAGGUUGCAGUUUGCAGGUAGAUCAAGUAGCUCAUUGCCUAAGAAGACGCCCAUGGACUGCAGCAGCAGAGGCUCUGGGAGCAGCCAGCCCAAAUCCAGCCCCGAGUCUGAUCCGCCGUUCCCCACUACGGCCGCUGCCCGGGACGCUGGCAGUUCUCCGGUCGCGCCCGGGCCAGGACCCCGGGCAGGGAGCGGGAGGCCGGCCGCUGCGAACGCUGCCCGGGAGCGUAGUCGGGUGCAGACUUUGCGGCAUGCCUUCCUGGAGCUUCAGAGGACCCUGCCCUCUGUGCCUCCAGACACCAAGCUCUCCAAGCUCGACGUGCUACUGCUGGCCACCACCUAUAUCGCCCACCUCACCCGCAGCCUUCAGGACGAGGAGGACGCGCCCUCAGACCCAGGGCUGGGAGCUCUACGAGGCGAUGGCUACUUGCAUCCGGUCAAGAAAUGGCCCAUGCGAUCAAGAUUAUACAUCGGUGCUACAGGCCAGUUUCUGAGUCAUUCUGUGCUAGAAGAAAAACCCACCCCGGGAGAUGCCUCAGCAGACUCACAACCUUAGUCUCCCUUCUGCUCUGUAAAGAAACUUCUAUUUAUUAGAAAGAUGUAAUGAAUACAUAUCUUCAGACAAUAGCAAUUAUAAUUUCUCAAAGCUUGUGAAUGAAACUAUAUACUGGUGCUCCAUUUUUUUGUUUCUAAGCUAAGUAGAUGUGAAAUUCAAUCAUUAUUCUAAUAAAAUCUUCUAUUCAGUGUUAGUCAUCAUAGCUUAGUAUAAUACAUAGCAUUAACAAAGCAACUAAGAUUCAUAUACAAUGAAAUAUGUAAAUAUUUGUAUGUGUAUAUAUGUUAUACAUACACACACAAAUUCCGCUAACUGUACUAUAUGUGAGAAAUGAAAAUUUGGUGUGUUUACUCAAUAACAAGCUGUGUCCAUAGUUCACUGACACUCCAGUUUUUAUGAAGAAUAGCUUAUUGGCUGGGAGUGAUCCAAUAAAACAUUUCAAUCAAAUGUGCUAUAGAAAUCAGUUAGUUCAUUAUAACUGCAUAUGUUUGACUAGAAAAACUCUUCAGAUCUAAUGAGGACACAGAGAUCUCCAUCUCUAGCUGUUUAUCCCAGUGAAAACCCACCUUGUUGACAGCAUGCUGUCUAGGCGGCGGUUUGGCGAUGCUCCCGGUGCUCUCUUGAAUAGUUUCCUGUCUUUCCAAGUGGUCAAAACUCCAAACCAACAUAAAUUCUACUUUAUGACACUGACUAUAUAACCUUCUCUUACUUCUUUCCUCUUAGCUACUAUGUGUCCACAAGAACCUAGAUAGUUCCAUCCCCCUGGUCCUAUUUCCCCAAGGUUCUGAGAACCUCCAGUCUGGGACUUCCCUGCAGUCUGGGUCUAAUGAACCAUAAGAUUUUUACUGUUUGCUCUAGGAACAAAAGGGAUGUGGGCAAAAUUGUGACAUAAGUAAAGUUUGUCUUUGGCACUUAACUACCCUACCCCCUGGCCCACCAUGAAUACUCAGUAUUAAGAUGUCAGGCAUCAGAGGGAAAGAUGCUUGGAGAAAAGAGUAUUCAUGAGAACCUCUUAUAUCAUAACACUUAUUCACUUAUAAUUCACUUAUAAUAAGGCAGGCAAGGUUCUUGAUUAGGGCAUUGUUUCAUCCCAGUACUAGAAAUGAUCCACUCCCUUGAGGGUGUUAUGAACCCCUGAAAGCAGGGCUAGGACCUUGUUUUGGUACUACAUAGUAAGCACUUAAUUAAAACUUACUGAUAGAUGGCACAAUGGAUAGAGCACCACACCAGCCCUAGAGUCAGGAGGACCUGCGUUCAAAUCUGUGAGACCCUUGGCAAGUCACUUAACCCCAAUUGUCUCUCACCCCCCCAAAAAAACUUACUGAUAAAUUUAUUGAUUUGAUGUAUCCCGGUUUUUAAUCUGUGGAUUCUCUGGCCAUUUCUAUAGGUCAAAACCCAUCUAGGCCUUCUCAGUCUAUGCAAUUCUUGUCUAUAAUGUCACAUUAACCUUCCACAUAAUAUCAACCCAAUGGGCUAGAUCAAGAUUCAGUCAAAAGGCCACACUUAAGGACUUAGAAGGCCACAUGUGGCCUUAAGACUGCAGGUUCCCCACCCCAGGCUAGAUUAUUGAUAAUUUUUAGUAUUCAAAUUAAGCAAAUUUGGUGGGCAGAGUUCUGUACCAAGUCGAUACACAUUUAUUAAGAGCUCACUAGUUGCUAGACACUAUGCUAAACUCUGGGAAUAUAAAUACAAGCAAAAAGGCAGUCCCUGCCUUCAAUGAACUCAUAUUCAAAUAGGGGAAGACAACACACAAAUGGAAAUUGUAAAGUAGGGAGCAAGGGCAGAGAAGGUCCUUGUGGAGGCAGCAUGGUGGAGAAAGAAGCCAAAGAGUCAAGAGCAAGACUUAGAAAGGAAUGAAAGAGUGAACAUGGCUGGCCUGGACACUUUCCUUAACAUGGAGGGCCCUCAAAGAACUGAUCAAUCAGGCGAAGGGGCCACAGGGGCUGCUGCAUUAUUGUGCCGAAAGAAGUCUGGAGAGUCAGGAGUGGGGCCCAGAGAGUAAUGAAGGAGUGUACCAAUACUGCCCCCUCAGGCUGCCCAUCUAUUGCCUGUAAUUUUCCACACAUCACCAAUCCACCUCCUUUCAUACAUAUCUUUGAUAGUGUCUUUUAUAUACCAAGUGGUUAUGAGUAAUAUAACUUGCUACAUCCCACCAUAUAGUAUCGCAUCACAAAGUAUGUUAUUUGUACUUGUAAUUCUUCCCAGAUUCUGUUUUCCCAUGAUUCCAAAAACCCUGAGGAACUAUCUAGGCAGGUUCUAAUCCACCAAGAUAUAACUCCAAAUGCAUGGAAUGACCUCUAAGCUGUCAGUGGCCAACCUGCUUCUGGAAUUGACUUGGUGGGAUGAUGGGAGCUGUCAUAUUGUGCUAUAGCAGUUCUGUGUCAAUCUGGUCACUGGUUUCAAUUCUCCACUGGGACAGAGGGAAGGAACAGAACCAGAAAGUAGUCUGAGCUGAGACAAUAGGAAAAACAACCAUGAUUCGUUAGAGGAUUUUGCUGGAAACACAGCACAAAUAGGAAUCUGUUCAGUGCUUUUCCCAUUUUCCUACCUAAGAUCCUUCCUGCUCCCUUUUCAUACCUACAAAGUCCUUUUUGUUUGUUGAUAGUCUUGGAUUUUUGAACCACUGGCUCUCAUUGCACAGUAGAGAAAUAUUCUAAUCACACACAUCUGGUUUGUUCCUUCCCUUCUUUUUCCUUAGGCAGCCUGGGCGCAUGAAUAUGGAACUGCUUAAAGACAGUCUGGGGGAAAGACUGACUACAGGCAUUACUUCACUGGUUUGCAGCGCUUAAAUUUCCUUGUGAUUUUAUAUUUUUAAAUGUGAAUGUAUGUUAUCUACAAAGUGACUCAAAUCUUGUCUUGUAAAAAAUGCAUAGCCUAUAAUAAGAUUCUUCCUAAGUGAUUAAAUGUAGUGAUAAUAUAUGUUUGUAUAUUUAAAUAUUGCACGUGUAUAUAUAGCCAUAUAUUGGAUGUAGCAUUGGAAUAAAAAGGUAGUCAAAUGUGGUUUAACUUUUCAAUGUGAAAGCUUAUGAUAAACAUGUCAGGAGGAGUCUGCUUUUUGUUUAAAGGAAUUCAUGUAAUUAUAAUAACUAAUUGGCUCACUGUGUGCUUCUGUCAAAGCAUUUUUCUAAAGCUACUCGCCUAAAAACCAGAUAUCAACCACCAAAGACAGCUUCAGGGCUGUGGUUUACUAUUGAUGGUAACUGAUGUCAUGUUAAAAAACAAUCUCAGUUCUGGAUUUUUGUAAACAUCAUACCUCAUUUUAAAACAAAUGUUCAACAGAAUUAGUACAGGGUUCGUGAGGCAUCUUUUAAUCAUGCUGUCAAACAUUCUGCGGAAGCUUUGUCAUUUAAAGAUGCUGCUUGUUGCUGUGUGACAAAGACCAUUAAAGGAAGUUAGCAUUGUCACUGAACGAUGGGCUAGAUUCCUACCUAUUACAAGGCCCAGAUUUGUGGAAUCUGGAAAGUGAAAUAGUCAUGGGGUGGGGGGAAGAGGUGCUCAGAGCAGAGAAUGCGAAUCCCUGCCUAGGUACAGAUUAAGAGAUGUGCCUAUGGGGGGCAGAGGAAUGGUAGAAAACACUAGCACAAGGACUCCUUUAGUACACACACACAUUUAUAUAUUUACAUAGACAUAUAUGUGUGUCCAUUUAUAUGUUACACACACACAUACAGAAUCCUGGAUAAUUUAAGGUAGAAACACUCUUUUUGUCAUUUGCUUAGAGAGAACUUGUUUGAAAUUAUUGGUGGUAACCGAUGCCAAAGGAAAAGUGUAAGCUGUUGCUAUUUACUGAAAAAUUAACAGGGGAUUUUAUUUCCUUGGUUAUAGCUUUAGCUAGACCAUGUGGUUCUUUAAAACCGAAGCUGAAUUUUAGUAAAAUUUAUUUUCCUGAAAACCACCUCAGGAGAGGCUAUGUUUCAGGAAGACUUGAGUUUCAAACCCUGCUUCUGAAAGAUACUGACUAUGUGACCACAUGCAAAUCACUUAACCUUUCAAUGUCCCAGGAGAUUCUCUAAGACUGGAAGUUUUAAGUCAGUUGCUGAUCUCAAUCAGUGGAUAGUGUCCAUAGUGGGAGUCCACAUUGGUGAAAGCACAGGGCCAGACCAGAACAAAAAGAACUUCAUUUUGCAUUUUUGCAAACAGCUUCCUGACCAUUCAUGAUGAGAAUGGGUAAUCAAUGUUCAUUUUCCACUGAGAUCAUUAUGCACUGAAAGUCCUAUACAGCAUCUAUUUUAAAGCAUUCACUUAAUCAGUAUGUGUUAAGUGCCUACUUUCUCCAAGGCACUGUGAUAUUCUCAGUGGGAUACAGAAUAAUGUGAAAAAAAUGGUCCUUGACCUCAUAGAGAUCUGACAAUGGCCUAGUAUUUUCAUUUUCUCUGUUGUUUAAAAUUUCCUUGGCAUUGGUUUAUUUAUCAUAGAAAGAUAUCCUGAGCAAGUAGCCAAGUGUCAUUAUGAGUGGUGACCAGCUCAAAUUUCUCCUAGGUAUAAGAAUAUUGAAUAAUAUUUAGCCUUAUUAAGGGAUGAAACAUAUUUGUCUGCAUAUGAAAUACUGUUUCUACCUCAAAUCAGUGGGGACCUAAAAAGAAAAUCAAACAAUGGUGUCCAGCUUGCAUUUGUUUGUUAAAACUUUUAUUUUGAAAGACUGUCACAACGUAUGUGUGCUCUCCCUAAAUGCCCAUAAAGUUCAAGUUACUUAUCAUUGUUAAUUGUGUAUUUCAGGC